Molecule: messenger RNA, 1264 nt
Organism: Temnothorax curvispinosus
Lineage: Eukaryota; Metazoa; Arthropoda; Insecta; Hymenoptera; Formicidae
Exons: 1
Source: RefSeq, a predicted model, not a curated record
AUGUCAUCGUGCGAUGAACUUCUCGCUUUGCAAACUCAGCUCAUGGGGCAAAUAUCGAGAGCGCUGGCCAACUAUAAGAAACUCGGGCAAGCGAAGAUGACGCAAGCCGUAACUCGACAGCGACUCGCCGGUCUCAAAGACACAUUCGCUAAAUGUCAGGAGCUCGAUGGAAAACUCGUUCUCUAUGCCGACGAUAAAUUGAAAGCCUCUCACUCGUACUUUCAAAACCAUCUGUUCGAGAACUGCGAGGAUGUCUACAACGAGGCUGCGGACUUCAUGGCAGAGGUGCUAGCCACCUUCGAACCCCAGCCACCCCACCAUUCAACGAUCAACGGAAGCGGUCUGGCUGACUCAUUCCGUCCGUCCUCUCACUUGCCACGGAUCAACUUACCGACGUUCGACGGCAGCUUUGACAAAUGGGAAAGUUUUCGAGAUCGCUUCACCUCCCUGGUUCGUAACGAUGCCACCAUUUCUAAUGUCGACCGCAUGCACUAUCUUUGCUCGUGUGUAAAAGGGGACGCAAGUAACGUGUUGACUCAUCUCGCGAUUACCGAAGCAAAUUUUGUGGUCGCGUGGGACAUCCUGCAAUCGCGGUACGACAAUAAGCGUCGUCUAAUUACCGGGCAUUUACAAACGCUGCUCCAGCUGCCGACGCUGGUCUCCGAAAUUUCCAAAGACCUUCGGAACCUCCGCGAUCAAACGAACGCCGCGAUACAAGCUUUACAAAAUUUAGGGCGUCCGGUGGAACAUUGGGAUGACGUAUUAGUAUUUCUCGUUGCGCAAAAACUUGAUAAAUUCUCGAGAAAGGCGUGGGAACUCAAGCUCGGGGAUACGGCAGAGUAUCCUAAAUACACAGAACUCGAUCAAUUUCUCGAAUCGCGAGUUCGCGCGCUAGAGGCUAUCGUGCCCGUGACUCCCAAGGUCGCGGAGUCUUCUAAACCGAAAAAUAAAGUUCUCGCAUCACACGCGGCGUCGACCGCGACAUUAUCUUGUCCUCUGUGCAAAACAAGUCACCUGUUGUACCAAUGUUCCACCUUUCUAAAUCAAACACCGGCUCAACGUGCCGAUUUCAUCCGAAAAGUAAAGCGUUGCUUUAAUUGCCUCAGCGCAAAGCAUCCGGUCAAAGAUUGUACAAGCUCCCGCAGCUGCAAGCAAUGCAGUAAGCGACACCACACUUUGUUGCAUCUUGAUGCGUCCGUCAAAAACAAUGAAACCGAACCAGCAGAAUCCGCAGUCACGGUAGCGGCAAUCGAAAAAAUCGAAA